UUUCCAGCAAUAUUAUUUCGGCUUAGAUUUUUAUCACUCGCACAAGUCCUUUGGAUUCUAAUUUUAAGAGAAGAGGUUUGGAAAAUGAGUUCUCAUUUAUCUGGUGGGCGUCUUAAUGUCGCUGCUUUGCACGAUUACGCACGGAAAGAGCUGAUUGAUAUGUUUGAUGGUGGUGCCAAGACCAUCGUGUGGGACGAAGGAUUGAUUGGUCCCGUUAGCCUCAUCGCUCCGUACAAUUUGCUGAAAGAACAUGAAGUCAACCAAAUGUUUUCUCUCAGCGAAGGCUCCAUCAGUUCCGCCGCAAGCCGGAAAAUAAUUUUUCUCACCAGAGCUUUGCCCAAGAUGAUGGACAGCAUUGCAGAACACGUUCAUAGUGAAGAGCAAAAAAAUCACCGCAGAGAGUAUCAAAUAAUUUUCGUUCCAAGAAAAACUACUCUUUGUGAGACAAGAUUGAAAAAUCGAGGCGUCUACGGGAACGUGAAAGGAGCUAUCCAUGAAUGGGCCUGUGACUUCUUCCCUUUAGAAAACGACGUCAUUUCUAUGGAACAGCCACUUGCUUUCAAGGAGUUGCUCAUUGACGAGGACCCCACCUGCAUUUACAGUGCUGCCCAGGGUCUCUCCACCUUGCAAGAUGUAUUUGGCCCUAUUGGAAAGGUUUCCUGCCAAGGCAAAGCGGCCAAGCAUGUCUUUGACCUGCUGAAACGCAUCAAGCUGGAGAAGGGAGCUCCAGAGAAAAUGACAGGAAUCGACCAUUUAGUUAUUCUCGACAGAAGUAUUGACCUUCUGAGUCCAGUUGCCACUCAGCUCACCUAUGAAGGACUCAUUGACGAGCUAAUUGGAAUCAAUCACACCAAGAUCACUCUGCCCUCUGAAAAGUUUAACAAUGGAGAAGACCCAGGGAAGAAAACCAUAAUUUUAAAUUCCUCAGAAGAUCUUUUCUCUGACAUUAGGGAUAAAAAUUUCUCUGCUGUUGGAGACGCACUUCGAAAGAGAGCCAAGACUAUAGCAGCUGAGUAUGAAGCUCGUCAUGGACAAACAAUGCAGCAAAUGAGGCAGUUUGUGGCACGGCUGCCUCAGAUGAACCUCAUCAAGCAAUCUUUAGCAGUCCACACGACUAUAGCAGAGAUGAUUAAGGAAAUAACUGACUCCUUUCCUUUCAUGGACUCGCUUUUGGUCGAACAGGAGUUUAUGAAUGGAAUUGACACAGACAAAAUACACCCAUUCAUUGAGGAUCAGAUCGGACAGCAAGUGGACAUUAUAAAGGUUCUGCGCCUUAUUUGCAUUCAAAGUAUCACAAACAGUGGACUGAAGCAGAAGGUGCUGGAUUACUACAAAAAAGAAAUCAUCCAUGUGUAUGGGUUUGAACACAUCCUUUCCUUGACACAUCUGGAAAAAGCAGGCCUCAUUAGAGUGCAGCAAAGUGCGAGGCCCUUUACUGUUCUGCGCAAAACCUUGAGACUAGUCGUGCAGGACGGAAGCGAGUCGAAUCCCACAGAUAUGAGCUAUGUCCACUCUGUUUACGCGCCGCUGACCACUCGUCUGGUGCAGCAUCUCAUCUACAAGCCAGGUGGUUGGAGGGCCAUUCAAGACGUGCUCAACUCUUUGCCUGGACCAACUGUCAUGGAAGAACCGUUCUGCGAUAUCCAGACCCUGGACAGCUCUAAAGUAGUCGUCGUCUUCUUUGUCGGAGGCUGCACUAUGGCCGAAAUUUCCGCUUUGCGGUUUCUAGUACAGCAGGAAGAAGCUCCUGUCGAAUUGGUGGUUGCAACCACAGCAAUUAUCAACGGAAACAACUUUACGAGAAAUCUCAUGGAAGUUCUUAAUCAAAAGUGAAUCUAGUGCAACAUUCCAGUAAAUUAAUGCAAACUAAAUGCAGUUGUAUAAUUUAAGUACAAUUUUGUUAAUCAUAUUAAUUUGUAUAAAAAUAAAGACUAUUAAGUCGCAUUCUUUGCUAAAGAA
Messenger RNA from Cloeon dipterum, 1959 nucleotides. It is a transcript of the gene car, whose product is annotated as vacuolar protein sorting-associated protein 33A. Lineage: Eukaryota; Metazoa; Arthropoda; Insecta; Ephemeroptera; Baetidae. Gene Ontology annotation, cellular component: CORVET complex; lysosome. The transcript has 9 exons. Gene Ontology annotation, biological process: intracellular protein transport; vesicle-mediated transport. Bases 85 to 1833 code for a protein of 582 amino acids. The record is from RefSeq and is a predicted model, not a curated record.